Messenger RNA from Aureococcus anophagefferens, 1454 nucleotides. RefSeq lists its product as hypothetical. The annotation marks the transcript as partial. Lineage: Eukaryota; Pelagophyceae; Pelagomonadales; Pelagomonadaceae. The transcript has 2 exons. The record is from RefSeq and is a predicted model, not a curated record.
CCGUCGACCUCGAGCGCCACGCGCUCUUCGAGGGCGACGGCGGCUUCGCGUGCCGCGCGGUGCCCAACCCCGGCGGCGUCGUGCCCGCGGACGUCGUCGGGACGGUCCUCGACAACCGCGCCUUCGCCGCCGGCGACGGCGCGGCCCUCGCGGCCCUCGCGGACGGCGACCGCGUCUGGGUCUUCGGCUGGGGCGCGGGCGUCGCGGGCGCGCGCGACGUCGCGGACGACCUCCUCGCGCUCCCGGAGCUCGCGGCGGCCAUCGCCGACGCGAUCGCGGCGGCGCCGAACGGCGACGUCGCCGCGCCGCCGCCGCCGCCGCCCGACGACGCCGCGGCCGGAGCCGCGUUCGAGCGCCUCGGCUGCGAGGCGACCUGGGACCUGGCGGACGCGGACGGCUGGGUCGACGUCCUGCGCCAGGACACGGAGAUGGGCGCGCCCUUCGACGGCUCCAUGAAGCGGCGCAACGCGCACGACCGCACGGAGGAGAACUACGCGAUCCUCGACGAGCUCGAGCGCAUGCGCUCGCUGUCGACGGGCCGCCUGGAGCUCCUGCUCGAAUGGCCGGGCACGGGCCUGUCGGCCAUGCACUGGGAGCAGCGCAUGAACCCGGCCAAGUUCACGUCGAGGACGCGCGAGAAGCAGUACGACGAGGCGCUCGACUACGUCGCCGUCUCAACGCCCUACUUCGAGUCCAACGAAUGGGGCGGCCUCGAGUUCGACGGGUCGUCGGCGCUCCUCGACGGCUCCUUCGACUCGAGCAGCUGGUGGUACGCCGUCGGGUCGUUCUCGACGUCCAUCCCCAUGACGCAGGGCGACGAGUACGUCGACGACGCGUGGGGCAACCGCGCGACGCUGAAGGGGCGGCCCGGCGACGACUCCUACUUCUUCGCGCCGACCUGCGUCGCGUGCGACGCCUGCUACGACGCCGACGGCCGGUUCCUGGACAACGCGACGGUGCGGACCGCGCCCUUCAACGAGACGUGCAAGCUCGGCGAGCCCUGCUCCGUCAACGGCACGACCUACGAGACCGUCAAGGGCUGCCCGGACAAGUGCCGCGGGCGCCGCGUGCGGGCCUUCGAGGCCCACGCGGCCCACGAGGUCGUCGUCGCGCACCGCUACGACGACGACGCCAACUGCACGGCGUCGGCGAACGCGUCGUGCGCGGGCUACGACGCGACGAACGCCGCCGACGUGUCCUUCGCGCCCGUCUACGGGCCCGGCGCGGGCUCCUUCGAGGGCUUCUUCGUCGCGCCCGUGUCCGCGAACUACACGUUCUACGCGACCUUCGACAGCGACCUGGAACUGUCGCUCUCCGAGAGCGGCGACCCGCGGCGGCGCCGCGUCGUCCUCGGCGGCGCCGACGCGCCGGACGCGGCCGACGGCGACGUCUUCGACGGCUGGACCCACUUCCGGGGCCACUGGUACAAGGUCUUCGCCCACGACGAGCACGAC